Magallana angulata is the source of this 3078-nucleotide messenger RNA. RefSeq lists its product as uncharacterized. Bases 169 to 2823 code for a protein of 884 amino acids. The record is from RefSeq and is a predicted model, not a curated record. NCBI's taxonomy places the organism in Eukaryota, Metazoa, Mollusca, Bivalvia, Ostreida, Ostreidae. Gene Ontology annotation, cellular component: intermediate filament; cytoskeleton; membrane. Gene Ontology annotation, molecular function: protein binding; structural molecule activity. Gene Ontology annotation, biological process: intermediate filament cytoskeleton organization; wound healing. The transcript is spliced from 18 exons.
ACCUAGGCAGCCGGAAACGUAUUGAAUAUUUAAUGUUGGCUAAUCGUAUAUCAAAAAAUUUGUUUCACUGCCUUAACGCUGCGAGGCGAGAGUUGGAUUGAAGAGUAGGCGUUCAGACAGAACUAGGGCCGCGUUACCUCAUUUCCGGGAACGUUAUCGAGCACAAUCAUGGACGCUUUCAAAAACAAGGAUUUCUAUUUCGUCGGAUUCGAAUGCUGGCCGGAUUAUUCGCUUUACGUAGCCUGCUUCUUCAUCAUGUUGACUUUCGUCAUCAUCUGGUUUUACUGUCGGGACGCCUUUCGAUUCGCCUUUAAACGGAGGGAGACACAAGAACAUGUAUCUCCCGUACCUCAAAAGAAAAAGAUGGCAAAAGAAGAUGUACAGAAGUGUUUGGAGUGGCUGCUUAAUACCCAGAGUGAGUUGGAAACAGACCCUUUUGGGAUAUGUAAGGCAGCCAUUUUGGAAGCCUCGAUUCGUCAACAGAAUAGAAGCACAGAGCUUCUCCGUUACCAAGACAACAUAAAAAGGGUCAUGACCCGACACAAAGUAUCUGAUGAUGAUACCAAGGAAAUAUCUAACUCUUAUGAAUCCGCAAUGGCAAUUUCCUCCAAACGGAUGUCGUGUAUGGAAGUUUUGAAUGGGAUAGCAUCUUUAGAAGAACACGUUGAGAGUCUGUCUCACGAUUUCGAUGCCCGAGCCGUACACUUGGUCAAUGUUGGAGAAAAUAACAAACAUACCGGAUCUAAAUCACAGAGCAACGAGAGCUUGGUCAAAACAGCCAAGAAUUGCCAUAUAGCAGUCAGAAAUAACUGGCGCUGGAUCGACACCAUGCUACAAUGUUCACAGGUUCAUCUCAGAAAUGCCGCCAUGUUUCAUGAGUUUUUCCACGAGGUGGAUGAGGUGGAGUACUGGAUGAACACAACCUUAUCUCGUAUCCACUUGACCUUUGACCGUUCUAAACUCAGCGGGGACCGCUCAGAUGUCAAGGUUAUUCAAGAGGAAAUGAAAGACAUGCUCUUGGCGUACUUACAAUGGCAAAGCAAAGUUGACAGUUUGUUUGACAGAGCACGUGACAUAGUUCCAAUCCAAACGAGGCUGGAAAAAAUCCAGGAACCACGCCCAGUUGUCUCCCUUACCGACUACAAAACCAACGAGAUAGAAUUUAAUGAAGGCGAGACAUUGACUCUUCUCGACAAUGGCAAGCAAGGAAAAUGGCUGGUUAAGAAUUCCCGCGGUCAGUCCGCUUUGGUUCCGUCUGUUAUAAUCCUAAUUAGAGGGCCAUCUGGCGAUGCCUUAGAAGCUGUUAUAAGACUUCGCAUUCAACUGCUAGCUAUGUGGACCACAAGCAUCAAAAGGCUGGGUUACCAGAUGAUUGCGUUCAUGGGUCUGGUGUUCAGAGACUGGACGGACCAAGAGAUUCAGAUGCUUCAAUGCAUGAAUGACAAAGAAAGAAAGGAGCUACUGGGAGUGCUGAAGUACAUUGAGGACACGCUCCUCAAGAACUGGAACGGUUACGGAGGAUUUGAGGAGCUUCAGGAGAAGAUUCUCCGACUGCGCAUGAUCCUGGAGGAGACGGAUGGCAAGGCCACAGCUCAAGAUUCCGAGAUGUUAACGCAAGUUGUUGUGCAGAUUAAGUCCCUCAAAGAUCUCCUUAAUAAUUACAAAGAUUUUUGGGCGUACUGGGAAACAUACAAAGGAAUUGUGGAGCUUCUGAAGGCGCCAAAGUUCUUGCUCGUCUGUGAUAAAUGGGAUGAACUCAAAUUUGUGACGUCGGCUCAUUUCGUAAAGUUUUGGGAUACGACAUUGGACGUAUCAAACGAGGAUCUUACUCAGGCGACAUCAGUGACACUAUUUGAGACACCAAAAGAACCAUUCCCGACUGAAAACAGAAAACCGGUGGAUGAACUUCUGGUUUGCCAAGUUCAGCCGCUGCAACAAGAGGAGGGGGAGCUGGAUGCCCUUGAUGGCUACGAGGAAGAGGAGUCGUAUCAAACCUACGAGGAAACAACGGUGACGUCAACAGAUCAAGUGAUGUCAUCAGUUGAAGAAGAGCGAUCCACGUUCGUGAUCACAUCCGUGACCGACCCACGUGAUGAUGACAAGGAAUUGUCCCUGCAGGAAGCCAUCAUGUUGGGAAUCAUCGACCAGACGACAAACCAGUACAUAAAUCCGGACACGGGUGAUGUGUGUUCCAUUACUGCUGCCAUGAACGAUGGCAAGAUCAUGUUUGAAUUUACAUCACGAAAGAAAAUCCGCGAAGAGAAAAAAUCGUAUGGUAUCAUCUCAAUCAAAACUACUAAAGAAAAUAGGCCCUACACGAUAAGUCACGUGAUUGACCCAUCAUCGGAACAGGAAAUGACUUUGCCACAAGCUAUAAGUAAGGGAAUCAUUAACAAGACGGAUUCUACAUAUAGGACUGAAACCGGAGAGUUGAUUAGCAUUGAUGACGCAAUAUCCAGUGGCCUCGUCAAGGUGGAAUACCAUAAUGGCGGCGAUCAUCCGGAAGCGGAAAGCACAACAAGAACGUACGCAGUUCACGGAGUCUUGGACAAAAAGACUAAUCAGAAAGUGUCGUUUGCUGAUGCCCUCAGUAGUGGUAUUUUGGACAAAGAGAGUGGAGAAUAUGUAGACAAUGUAACCAAGGACCGAUUACCGGUGCAAGACGCCAUCAUGAAAGGCUUUAUAAAAGCAAGAAUAGUGACGGAUACUUCAAAGCUGGACAUUGAUCCGGAAAAUAAAAUGGUCGUUGAAAAGUUUGCUUCAGCAAAGAAUAAACUGAGAGCUGCAAAAGCUCUUCGUGGCAUGAAUAAUGGACAGAGCUAAAUCUUUGUUAUAUCUAUACAUUAUUUAGUUAUUGGCGAGUAUGUAAUCAAAAUAUUGCUUUUAUUGCAUUAUUAACCAAAGAAACCAAUGUCACUUAUAAAUCAACUGGAGAAUAACAGACCAUUGGAAUUCUUGAAUGCUAAAAGCUUUCCAUAAAGUUAUUGAUUUGCAGCAAAUGAAUGUGAUUAUUUAUCUUCAUGAUUUAUUUUUGUACGUUUAUAUUAAUAUACCUUUUAAAAUAAACAAUAACAUGAA